This is a messenger RNA of Rotaria sp. Silwood2, 1488 nucleotides long. NCBI's taxonomy places the organism in Eukaryota, Metazoa, Rotifera, Eurotatoria, Philodinida, Philodinidae. The record is from the annotation of a GenBank genome assembly.
AUGCAAUUGAAAAAUCCAAGUGGUAAAAAAGAGCCAAUCUAUUUAAAAGUAUUGGCAUGGUAUGAAAGAACUCGUAAUUGGACAAAUAAUACCGAUGAAGACAAUAGUUAUAUCAUCUGGUCUAACAGUGACAACACAAAAGUGCCUACUGAUUAUCCACAACUUCGAGAACAACAUUUGCAAAUUCUUGUCAUUGAAGCACCUCCAUUCGUUAUAGUACACAAUUCUUCGGCUCACCACCCAGUCUCAGAUAGUGCCAAAAAUUUUGAACGAAUCAGACAUCGUUUUGAUCCGCUGACAACUGAAGAUCCAGAAGUUCUUAUUUACGGAUUUGUUGCUGAUUUCAUUCGUGAACUUGAAGCACAUAUGCAUUUUACUUACACAAUUAAUGUAGCUGAUACAUCAACGAAUUAUCAUUCUCUUGUGGCAUUAUUAGCAGAAGAUAAUCGUCAAUAUGAUAUUAUUUUAUCAAAUAUUGCAGCCACUUCAGAUCGUAUGCUUAAGGUUGACUUUUCAACACCCUUUCGUGAAGAUACAUUUCGAAUCAUUACUCGACUAAAGCCAUAUUCUUCAUCGUUGAGUCUUUUCUCAUGUUUUAAUCCAUUUACUUGGGAUGUAUGGGCAGCAAUAUUUGCAGUUAUGAUUUAUUCAAGUAUUAUUAUUUAUAUUUUUGAAUAUUAUAAUAGAGACGUGGAAAAUAAUCAAUCUAAACUAAAGACAAUUUUAAUUGGCAUAUGUAAUGGAUUGACCAGUAUUUUAAUCAUGAAUGGUGAUCUACGUUUAACAACGAUUUCAAGUCGAUUAACAAUUUUAGGUUUAUAUGCAUUAGGUAUUAUUCUUGUCGCAACAUAUACAGCUAAUCUUUCAUCUUUGCUUACGUUAAAUCGUGGUCAACCAUUUAUUUCAGGUAUCGAUGAUAUCAAAAAUGGUCUUUUACCUUUUUCACGUAUCGGUAUUGUGACCAAUUCAUCGAUUUCCGAUUAUUAUAUACGAAAUAUUUCUACUAAAUACUAUGCUCUUUCUAAAGUUGAAGAGACAUAUUCACGAUUACUUGAUCAUACAAUUGAUGCGUCCAUAUGCGAUUCGUCUCUACUUGAAUAUGCUGUCAACAAUUAUUAUUGUGAUGAAUUAACUGUAACUGGUGUUGGCUUCGUUAAAUCAUCAUUUGCAGUUGUUUUACCUAAAAAUUGGCUAUACAAGACGCAUUUAGACGUCAAUAUAUUGGCAUUACGUGAAUCACAAAAAUUAGAAUCAUUAGAAAAUGUGUGGAUGAGUCAUCGAACAUGUUCAUCAUCAUCAUCCAGCAAUUUCAAUGAAGCUGACGGUUCUAAAAGUGAAACGUUUUCAUUGAAUGUCUUAGGCGGACUCUUUCUUACAUUUCUUAUCAUAACUGCGAUCGCUUUUGGUUUUCAUAUAUGUCAUUGUCGACUAGUUAUCAUCAGUGCAUUUUAUCAAAUUAUGAAACGAAUAAAAUUACUAAUAUGGUAA